AUGGAGACGGGCGGCCUCGAAGCCUUUGCGCGGAGUAGCGGCUUUCGUGACAAGGGCUACUUGAAGUCGCUUGGCGAAGGGUCGGUGGUCCAACUCCAUGACUUUCAACUCCACUUUCAAUCAGACCAGGACGACCGAUUCAAAAAGGGGAUGUCUCGAACCGUCUUGUCGCACUCGGUGCCGACCUUGGGCUCGCGGCAAGUCUUUAAGGCAUCCACGCACAAGUUUCCACCCACCUGGCACGUGCGUUCCACACCCAGCCUGGCACCCCUGGAGAAAAGUGGCUACAGCUACACGAAGAGUGCGGACGAUGCCAAGGAGAAACAGUUGGAAGCAGCUUGCAAGAAGCUCUGGGUGGCCGUCCAUGGCGCUGAGUACGAGAUCUGCCAGUUGGUGCGGGAUGAACAAAAGGAGGGUGGAGCGAACCAAGCCAUGCUGGGCAGGUUGAACAAGUCUAUGGGGAACUUUCCAAGUAUCCAAAAAGCCCUGAAAGCUGGCGCCAAAAUUGACUGGCACAACCCAGAGUGGGAUGGUGCCACGCUGCUGAUUCGCGCCGCGCGGACGUCCUCCAUGGAGCUGGCGGUGCUGUGCUUGGCCCUGUACGGUCCCAAGGGGUCAGCCAACAUGCAGGAGAAAGACAACAUGGGUCGCGGUGUCCAGCACUGGGCUUCCCUCUGCGGUGCCGUGAAGCUCAUGGAAUAUUUGCUGACUGCCUACCCCGAGCUGGAUCUAGCGCUGCCGGACAGUGCCGGGGAUAGUCCCCUGCAUCUUGCGGCCUACAACGGGCACCUGGGGACUGUGCGUUUGCUGCUGCGCCAGGGCGUCAAGGAGACGCCCAACGCGCUGGGCUUCAGCCCCACACAGCUGGCCGAGUCGCGCCGUAUGUGGCACGUAUGUCGUUUCUUGCGCGAAUAUCAAAGCGGAGAGGGCGUGAAGGACCGAGAACGGCCGCAAGGGGAGGGUAAGAAACAUAGGAGUGCAACCUGCCAUUUAAACCAUGAUCAAAACAUGUCAUAA
Messenger RNA from Cladocopium goreaui, 1017 nucleotides. The record is from the annotation of a GenBank genome assembly. Lineage: Eukaryota; Dinophyceae; Suessiales; Symbiodiniaceae.